GGGAAAGGACUCACGCGCCGUUACCCCAAUGUGGAUCGGCGAAUUUCCUCUCGGAUUCUGUUGCGUCGCCUUCGUAUUGCCCGACUCGUUUUCGGGCCAACGCCCUUCUGCGCGCAGAAGAUCUAAUAAGUUUCUACGUGCCAGCUUGCAUGUUCCAUUGCCGACGUGAACUAUGUUUGGGGAGGGGGCGGGCGAGAUUGGUAACCUGUUGGGUGGGUCGGUGAACGGGUCGUUGACCUCUUUUUACCCUGGAGCCGGCCCUGCCGAGGCAAGAGUAUUCUAAUUCGUUCCAGUCCGCCUGAACGCGUCAGACACGGUCUUGUCUCAAGUGUUUCAGUGCCGACGCAUGCACGGGGCAUUAUUUUUGCUACCGCCUCUUACUGACCGCAGCAGUAGCACAAUCGUUGUCCCGUGCGCUACCGCGCUUGUCCGUCUCCACGCUGCGGCGGGUCCUAGAGGGUCGUGGUGCGUGCGGGAGGGGAAUGGCACCCUGAAAGCAUAAAUAUUACCGAAGGCAAAACUUGCUGCCUUCAGUGAGCUCACUAGAGGCAAACAAAUGUGCCUCCAGUGCCUUCAGGUGAGGGCACAAGUUGUGCCUUCCGUUGCAUUCAGUGCGCUCAGUGCCGCAGUUUCUGUUCUCGGUGAGCCCAGCGGCUCCUCCUCCGCCGCCUCCUCCUCCUCCGCCUCCUCCUCCCGACCCGAGACGCCGGCCACGAAGCUGAGGCGGCGGCGGACACUCGCGGAGUGUCCUCCGAGCUUCGGCGCCCGCUGCGCUGCAGCGGCCGCCGCCCGCACUCGCCGCCGGCAGCGCCCGGCCGUGAGGGCACGGCCGCGGGACGUUUCGCCCUGAAGGCGAGGUCGGGAUGGGGCCCUCAGAUAUGGCGCCAUUAAGGCCUGCGCCCCGGGACCGUCGGGGUGCUGGGUGUGCGCGCGUGCGCCGCGUGCAUGCUGCCCCUGCCUGCUAUGACAUGCCCGACCUCAUGCUAUUUUCGACCCCUGGUCGCGCCCCACUCCCCCGCGACCCAGGGCGGCGCGAGUCACGCUUUCGCUGGGGGGCUGGCCGCUUCACUAUGAGCUUGCCCGAUGCCUACUGGACUGGAGACCAGUGGGCCCUGGCGCCCUCUGGCCCGGUGGACGGCCCCUUCUACGGACUCCUCGUUCCCCGGCGGCCGCAGGGAAACCGCCGGCCCGCGACGAUGCCCACGACUCCCUUGGCGACGCCGCGCCGGCGGCCGCGAUGCCGCCACUCCUCCCUCUCGGAGGGGAAAGUAGGGAAGCGAGGAGUUUUUCCAUCUGGGACCCCCCUCCCUGGCGCGCGGAGAGCGCCAGGGGCGGCGCCAGAGGCGCUGCCAGGGGGCCCAGCGCCGAUCCAAGAAGUCCGCGCGGACCUCUGAGUUUUUACGUUCAUGUCAUUGUUCGUUCCCCCUGAGAAGGGGCCGAUGCCGCUGCCGUUCCCUGGUUUUCGCAUUCUCGGGCCUCCCGUGAGGCCCUCGUUGCUGCCGCUGGACGCGCUGCGAUGUUGUGGUUGGAGUGCACGGAGAGGUCGGGGGAGCAUCGGCGUUGGGAACCUUUUGCGUCCCCACCCAGCAUGAUCGGAAUAAGUACGGAAAGAAUUGGCACAAAGCCGCACAGCAGUUCCGAUUCAUUUUGAACAGGACUCGC
Prorocentrum cordatum is the source of this 1662-nucleotide messenger RNA. The record is from the annotation of a GenBank genome assembly. Lineage: Eukaryota; Dinophyceae; Prorocentrales; Prorocentraceae.